This is a messenger RNA of Lycium barbarum (goji berry), 2699 nucleotides long. RefSeq lists its product as uncharacterized. Gene Ontology annotation, molecular function: zinc ion binding. Bases 214 to 2475 code for a protein of 753 amino acids. Lineage: Eukaryota; Viridiplantae; Streptophyta; Magnoliopsida; Solanales; Solanaceae. The transcript has 5 exons. The record is from RefSeq and is a predicted model, not a curated record.
AUCCCUCAAUAAUUCCAGAAUCUCACUAAACCCUCCCCAAAAAAAACUGCCUUUCUCGACAUUGCAUUCCAUUCAUAGUACUCUGUCGUGUCUCUCUUCCGAAAUGUGGUAAAACAAAUGCAGAGGCAAUCUCUGCGCUCAAACUCAAUUUCCGUUACAACAUUUGGGGAUUAAAAUAAUCCGCUCUCCCAUUCUUGUCCCAUUCAAGAAUCCAUGGAAAAAAUACCUGUUUUUAUAAAGCACAAUGGAGUAUGGGAAAGUGACCACAACUUUGUGAAUUUUUCUGUUAAUGGGGUUUUGAUCACUUCUGAAUGCAACUUUGAAGAAUUAGUUUCAGUGAUAGCAAAGCAACUGGAGAAGGAUUUGGAUACCAACUUGAUAGAUAUUAAGUACUUAGUGAAAGACGGGUAUCCACCAAUGACGGUACACAAUGAUAUGAGUGUGAGAGUGUAUAUUGAGCUGAAAAGGAUGGAUUCAGAAUUCACAUCGUUCCCACUUUGCGUAACCUUCAAGGAUAAGUGUAGUGCUGGAAGUUGCUCAGAUGUGAACCCUGUUACAGUUUCAUCUGAUGGUAUACAAAGCGAAAAUAUACCUGAAAUAUACCAGCCUGAUGCCAUUGAGAUGAUAAGUUCUAUGAAUAGAGAGGAUCGAAAUGGUAUACGAGCUGAUGAGAAACGUAUAAUAAACAAUCCAGAUACCAUUGAGCCGAUAAGUUCUGUUCAUUGUAAUGGUAUGCAAGUGGAUGAGGAAGGUAUAGUACACAGCCUGGCUAUCAUUGAGCCGAUAAGUUCUGUUCGUGGGGAGGAUUAUAAUGGUAGUAUACAAGAUGAUGUAAGAGGUAUAAUAAACAACCCAAGACAUCAAGAUGUUGAAGAAGAUCAAUUGUACCAAGACAAAGAGACCCUCGUCAAUGUUAUGAAGCAUUAUGCCAUCAGAAAAAACUUUCAGUUUAAAGUUGAAAGGUCAAGUAGCAGCAGGUAUUGUCUUGUAUGCUUGGAUGACAAUUGCUCCUGGUGUUUUAAAGCUUCAAGCCUGCACAAGUCAAAGCUUUUCAAAGUAAGACAGUUCAAUGAUGUCCACACAUGCUCGAUAGAGGAAACAUUAAAUACACAACGUCACGCUACUUCGGGGAUCAUUGGAGGUAUGAUCAGGAACAAGUAUGCUGACUCGGAAUCUGUAUAUACUCCAACAGACAUAAUGCGUGACAUGAAAAAAGAUUACGGUGUGGACUUGACCUAUAUGAAGGCUUGGAGAGCGAAGCGAAAGGCGCUUGAAAUAUUGAGAGGGAACCAAAGCGAAUCAUAUGAGAAGCUGCCGAGGUACCUGCACAUGUUGAUGCAUACAAACCCUGGAUCCAUCGUGAGACUACAUAAAUCAGAAGGUGGCUCUUUUUCGUAUCUUUUUGUAUCCUUGGAGGCAUCAAUCAAGGGAUGGGAAUAUUGCAAGCCUAUUGUGGUAAUUAAUGCGAGCUUUCUAGAAUCAGCACGCAGGGGGACCUUAAUCAUGGCUUACACGCAAGAUGCAGCGGGUAGAAUAUUUUUGCUCGCAUAUAGCGUGGUUGAUUCGGAGAAUGAUGCUUCUUGGAAGUGGUUCUUCGAAAGGUUCAAGGAUGCUUUUGGUGCUAGGGAAGGGAUGUGUAUAGUAUCCGACACGCAUGAAAGCAUCUUAAAGGCGACUUCGAUUGUGUAUCCAGAAGUGCUUCACUGUGUAUGUAUGUUUCAUUUAUGGAACAGCAUAAAGAUGACGUACACGAAAUCUCAUUUAGCUAUCAAGGAACUAUUCUUCGCGUCGGCCAGAGCAUACACGAUUGAAGAAUUUGAGCGCCACAUGGUUGAGAUAAAUAAUAUUGAUAAGAGUGUCGGAGAGUACUUGUUAAAUGUUGGAUAUCAUAGAUGGUCAAGAGUGCAUUCCAAAGUCAACGGAACCACAAUUAUGACUUCAAACAUUGUGGAGUCGAUGAAUGCAGUGAACAAUCAUGCAAGAGAUCUACCAAUAAUGCAUUUGCUGGAAUACAUGAUGAAGUUGGUUCAAGAUUGGCAUUAUGUGAAUAAGAAAAAUGCAAUAGAGACAUCCACAGAGCUGGGGAAAAAAUAUGAAGAUAUCAUGAAGGAAAAUUACAUUACAUCUCAGAGGAUGACGGUGAAGCCUUCCACCGAUUACUUUUAUACUGUCGUUGAAGAUGGAAAAAAAUUUGUGGUGAACCUGGGAGAGAGAACAUGCACUUGCAUAAGGUUUCAAAUGGAUGAAAUGCCGUGCCCACACGCUUUGGCAGUUGUAACGUUCAAAAACAUCGAUGCAUAUCAAUAUUGCUCUGUCUACUACAAGAAGGAUUACUUGCUGAAAACGUAUGAAAUAUCUAGUAAUCCAAUUCCCGACGAAAGCACUUGGGACAUUCCUAGAGAGAUCUUAGAAGAAGUGGUGCUACCACCUACGGGGAAGAUUAGACCGGGGAGGCCAAAGAAGUUGAGAAUCUAGUCGUCCUGGGAAUCGCAAGCUAAGAGGUGAAAAUUUUCAUCCAGACAAUGUGGACAUUAGGAUUACGAUCGAUAGACGUGCAGAAAUCUCCUGAAGAGAAUUUGACACAUUUGUUGUUUUUUCUCUUCUUUUCUUAAAUAAUUUAAUUCAAUCAUUGUAAUUGGAGUCAUGAAUUACAAUGAAUUGUCUAUGGAGCUUAAUGAUUAGCUUUUUUGGCAUAUCAA